This is a messenger RNA of Salvia miltiorrhiza (redroot sage), 2299 nucleotides long. RefSeq lists its product as uncharacterized. Gene Ontology annotation, molecular function: protein binding. Lineage: Eukaryota; Viridiplantae; Streptophyta; Magnoliopsida; Lamiales; Lamiaceae. The transcript is spliced from 6 exons. The record is from RefSeq and is a predicted model, not a curated record. The coding region runs from base 598 to 1980 and encodes 460 amino acids.
AUAGACGUAAUAAAAGUUUAUACUUCUUUAUCAUCUGGUAGUAGUCUCAACUUUUAACUCAAUUUUUUUGGUAUGCGUUGUGUGCUCUCGUGAUAAAAUAGUGAAUGCUUGAUCUUGUUAAAGGGAAAUAAUGAUGAGUGAUGAAAUUUAGCCUAUCAAGUGGUCGCCUGAUCGGAUAAGAAUUUAAAUUCACAAAACAACAUAUAAACACAAUGCUAUCUUUAUUAGAUUAGGAGAAGGUUUGUGUGUGUUUUUAUUAUCCGAGUAGGAGUAGGUGUAGGAGGGAGGGGGCUUGCUUUGUUAAGUUCCUUGUUCAUAAUCUAGAAGAGGAAGGCUGGUUCGAUUCUUUUUAGGUGUCUGUAACUUUCCUUUUUCUUUUGGUUUGCUUAUGUUGUCUAUGUCUCCCGUCGAUACAAAUCCAAUAUUUUCCCUCUGAUUUCCAGAAUCUUCUCCUGCUCUCUUUUCCUUCCAUAAAAAUUCAACCAAAUUAAAUUCCUACCGCCCUAGCUCUUGUGAAUUAUUAGUUCCUUUGAUUUUCCCCUAAUUUGUUUCGAGGGCUUUGCCUUCUUCUAAUUGUGCGGCGAUCGAGCGAAUUGGAUGGGGGCAGAGGAUGGUUGGAACUCGUGGGCGGAGCUUAUCCUGGCAGCCGCCGUUCUGAGGCACGGCCAACACCGCUGGGACGUUGUUGCUUCGGAGCUCCGAACCCGUUCCCGCGACCCCACGCUAUUCACCCCCGAGUUGCAGGUUUGCAAAAGCAAGUACAAUGAGCUGCAAAAGCGUUAUUCUGGGUCCAGGGUCUGGUUUGAAGAGCUGAGAAAGCAAUGUGUGGCGGAGCUGAAGCAACAACUGGCAAGAUCUGAAGCUUCAAUAGGGUUUCUUGAAUCAAAAAUUAAAUAUCUGGAGUCAGAGAAACAAAAUCCCUAUCAGGCUGAUUGUGAUUGGAGCCAGACUGGAUCACCAAAUUUUGAUGGCACCGACCCUUCCAGCCAAAACACUUCCAAGGAUGAACAUUCUGCUGGAAGCUACACAGAGGACCCCAGGACAAGGACAGAUUUGCCCUGCAAACGCCACCAUCAAGAGAUGGAGAUAGGUACAAGCCCCAGCCUCUCAGUUUCUUACGAGGGUGAUAAAGACUUGGGUAUUCAGAAGCUGGCGGAAGCUGGUCAAGAACUAAUUGCUGGAAAGAGACGAGGUCGAAAGAGGAAAAAGGAUUGCAAACAAGCAGUUACAGAAGUGAGUGUUGGUGAGAGAGACAACUUAGGCUCGUCUAAUGCUGGCUCCACUUCACAAAAGGAAGCAACAGCCACACCUUACAAUCAGAAUAGGCACUCUGCUGUGAAGAGUCACAGUGUAAAUGAUGCUUACACCAUCAAAACAAACAAUUUGAUGGAGAUAUUUCGAUGCAUCGCACAUAGUGAAGCAGCUCAUGUCUUCAAACAUCGCAUGGACAGUCAGAAACAAGAAAGAUAUAGGAAGAUCAUCAGACACCAUGUAGACAUUGGCAUGAUAAGGUCAAGAAUAAUCAGUCACUCCAUAAAAUCAGCUAAAGAACUCUUUAGGGACUUGCUUUUGCUGGCAAGUAAUGCUUUGGUGUUCUAUUCGAGAAACACGCUCGAAUACAGAUCAGCACUGUCUCUGAGAAACCUGGUCAUGAAGGAGUACAAGCAGCACUGCAGGGAAUCUUGCCAUGAAGGAGUACAAGCAGCUAUUCCGGCCUUUCUUCUGUUUAAUCCACCUGUGAGGCCGCGGAGUGCUCGCCCCCGGCCUUGUAAAGACAGGCUGCCGGGUAAAUGGUACAAUGUUAAGAAUAUUCUUCCGGCCAAUGAUUCUAGUGCUUCGGAGGAAUUGUGUAAUUCCAAUUACGAUGUUUCAAUGAAUGCCAUGUUUAAGGCUAAGAAAGUUAAGCUUGAAUCUGCUGAUACACAACCUAAAAGUGGUGCUGUAAAACGAGGAAGAGUUUCAAAGCGAUCUUGUUUAUGAAUCUUGUUUGAAAAAAAGAGAUCUUGGGCCAAACUUUCCCGGGGUGGGAAAGAGCUGGUUUUGAUUUUUUGUUUAAGAUCGUCUCAUAGGUCAAGAUCGGUGAGAUGGUAAAUAUGUACCGAUCCAAAUCCAUGUUCAGUGACAUAUAUGUAAAUUUGUUGUUGUCUGGUUGUGAUUGGAUUAACAUAUAAUUGCCCUUUUAUAGAUCCUAACCUAUGAUACGAGACUGCGCUGUACAAAACAUGAUCGAAAAUUGUUGAGAGUAUUGGAAGAAUAACUUUAGUAUAAAUGUGAAAUAAUCUGGAAAAGUUAUAGAGGA